UCCUGUCGGGCCCGCGGCUGCCCGGCCCCGGCUCAGUCGCCGCCGCGCCGCGAUCAUGGAGCCCCCCGACUCCCACCCCGGGGCGCGCAGGGUCCCGCGGCUGCUGGCGCUGGCGCUCCUGCUGGGGGCGCACCCAGGUGCCCAGGCUAAGGUGCACGUGUCUGUGCCCCCCCUGGUGGAGGUGAUGAGGGGGGACUCUGUCACUCUGAACUGCAAGCCUCAGGGGACCCCAGACAACUUCGUGCUGGAAUGGUUCAUGGCCGAUCGUUCCGGGGUCCGCCACCACCUGGCCUCUGCUGAGCUGAAGGGGUCGAAGAUGCACAAUCAGGUGCAUGACUCGCGGGGCCGCGUCCCCCCAUACCAACUGGACGCGCGGGGGCGCCUGGUGCUGGCGGAGGCGCAGGUGGCCGACGAGCGCGACUAUGUGUGUGUGGUGCGUGCGGGCACCGCGAGCACAGCGAGCACAGCGGAGGCCACGGCGCGGCUGCACGUGUUUGCCAAACCAGAGGCCACGCAGGUCACCCCCAAUACGGGGACGCUGUCGGUGACGGAGGACAUUCCCCAGGAGAUCGCCACCUGCAAGAGCCUCAACGGGAACCCAGCGCCCCAGAUCACGUGGUACCGCAACGGGCAGCUGCUGGAGGUACCCAUGGAGGUAAAGGCAGACGGCUACAUGACCAGCCGCACAGUCCGCGAGGCGUCGGGGCUGCUGUCACUCACCAGCGUCCUCUAUCUGCGACUGCGCAAGGAGGACCGCGAGUCCAGCUUCCACUGCGCCGCGCACUUCCGCCUGCCCACGGGCCAGCAGGGCCGACUGGACAGCCCCCCCUUCCGCCUCACCCUGCACUACCCCACGGAGCACGUGCAAUUCUGGGUGGGCAGCCCAGCCACCACGGAGGGCUGGGUGCGUGAAGGGGACUCCGUGCACCUCUUCUGCCGGGGCGACGGCAGCCCCAGCCCCGAAUACACCUUCUUCCGGCUUCAGGGUGAACAGGAGGUCACUCUGAAGGACAACGUGGAGGGGAACCUCACGCUGAAGGGGGUGCAGCGGGGCCAGAGUGGGACCUACGGCUGCCGGGUGGAGGACUAUGACGCCCCCGAGGACGCGGAGCUCUCAAGGACCCUGGAGCUGCGUGUGGCUUACCUGGACCCCCUGGAGCUCAGCACUGGGGAGGAGCUGACCGUGCCCCUGGGGGGCAGCACCACUGCCAACUGUUCCGUGGGAGGCCUGCCUACCCCCACCCUGCGCUGGACCAAGGAUUCGGUGCCCCUGGAGGACGGGCCCACGCUGUCCCUCAGCGCGGUCACCUUCGAUGCCGCGGGCACCUACACGUGCGAGGCCUCCAUGCCCACAGUCCCCCUGCUGAGCCGCACCCAGAGCUUCAAGCUGCUGGUUCAAGGGACCCCUGAGCUAAGGCCGGAGGAGACUCAGCCCCAAGCUGAGGGUAGCUGGAGGGAAGGGGAUGAAGUUAUGCUGACCUGCUUGGCCCGCGGCCACCCUGAACCCAAACUCACCUGGAACCAGCCGGGAGGCAGUCCCGCAGAGUCGACCCCCGGCGCCCAGGGCUGGGUGAGCAGUUCGCUGAGGCUGAAAGUGACCAGCGCCCUGAGCCGCGAGGGCGUGUCCUGCGAGGCGGCCAACCCCUACGGGAGCGUGCAGCACGUUUUCCACUUCGGCCACGUGGCCCCCCAGGCCGCCCAGGCUGGAGUGGCCGUCCUGGCCGUGGCCGUCAGCGUGGGCCUCCUGCUCCUCGUGGUGGCCGCCUUCUACUGCAUGCGACGCAAGGGGCGCCCCGGUUGCUGCCGGCGGGCUGAGAAAGGGGCUCCGCCUCCGGGAGACCCGGAGCUGAGCCAGAACGGGGCGGAGCCGCCGGAGCAGACGGGCCUCCUCAAGGGGGGGCCCUCGGGGGCCACCCAGCGCGGCAGCGGGGCCUUCAGAGAAGCGUGAGGAGCCCCUGAAGCCCCCGGAGUCGUCCCGGGACCGCCGAGCGGGCAGCUAGGGGCCAGCGCCGCCCCCGCCUUCCCGGCCCGCCCCGGCCCCGGCCCCGGCCCUCCCUUCCUUCCUCGGGCCCCCGGCCGGCCGCGCGCGGGGGAGGGGCGCGGGGACCUUCCUGCGGGAGGGUGACGCUCCCAGGCCCCAGAAUAGCUCCUGGAGCCGCGCCCGGGGCCGGCCCGGGCCCAGGCCGCGAGGGUCGCCGGCCGGCCGGCUCUAUUUUUACCUUCUGCCGCCAUCGCCGGGCCCCCACCUGCCGUCCCGCCGCCCCUAGUCUGACACUGGAUCCCCCGCCACCCCCGCCCCGCCGUCCGUGGACACUGGAUGCUGGACUCGAGGCCGUCGCCCGGACCCCGCCGCGGCCGCCGCCGCCUCCCGGGAGGCGCCCGGCUCGCCG
This is a messenger RNA of Sorex fumeus (smoky shrew), 2390 nucleotides long. RefSeq names its product basal cell adhesion molecule (Lutheran blood group) (gene BCAM). Gene Ontology annotation, cellular component: plasma membrane. The coding region runs from base 56 to 1948 and encodes 630 amino acids. NCBI's taxonomy places the organism in Eukaryota, Metazoa, Chordata, Mammalia, Eulipotyphla, Soricidae. The transcript has 15 exons. The record is from RefSeq and is a predicted model, not a curated record.